Molecule: messenger RNA, 9305 nt
Organism: Conger conger (European conger)
Lineage: Eukaryota; Metazoa; Chordata; Actinopteri; Anguilliformes; Congridae
Product: E3 ubiquitin-protein ligase CBL-like
Biological process (GO): cell surface receptor signaling pathway; negative regulation of epidermal growth factor-activated receptor activity
Cellular component (GO): membrane raft; plasma membrane
Molecular function (GO): SH3 domain binding; phosphotyrosine residue binding; ubiquitin protein ligase activity
Source: RefSeq, a predicted model, not a curated record
AACAUUAAUUAUCUAUCAAAUGUAUUAACUUGCUGGCUAAAUUACGGAAAUCGUGUCUUCAACACAGCGACAUCCAAUGCAGCGUUAGUUCGAUGAUUUGCACAUGCUUCCGCCGACUUUCCUGACGGUGUUACUCACCGGAUUUAGCUAACACCUAGCCUACUGUCUCAUACUCGCAAAAACUUCCCGUCAGAGCUGAGACGCAGACAGUAAGAGAGAAGAGGCUCAGCAGGAAAAAGGGAACGGCGUAACAAGUCAGCGAUAUUUAAAGUAAAGAGCUUGUAAUGUUAGCAGAUUAAAACGCGAUUCUUUGCACUAACGUUACAUAAGAAGGGUUGCAUUAGCGAUUAAACAACCCUCUGAAUUCAUUUGUUUCCGGAGCGGAGUGGUCCGUUUGUUAUCUUGCUUGCUAGUAGUAGUCCUUUGCAGCUGUCUUGCUACGCUAACAGAUUCCUGCAUCUUGCGUCGGUGUCAGCGUUUGAUACAGAAGGCUAAGGGGAUUUAAUGGGACCCCCGUCUUUUCACCCUCUUCGGAUCCUUGCUCGGAUCUGACACAAGCGCAGUCCACCACAGAGUGAUCCGGCCGAAUUACCACUCAGCCUGGGAAGGAGGGCAGCCCCCCCGGCCCCCGGGGUCUCCCCGGCCGGCUGCAGCAAAGCAUGGCAGGAAAUCUGAAGAAAGGUGGGGGGCUAAUCGGGAUGAUGAAGGACGCUUUUCAGCCUCAUCACCACCACCUCCAUUCCCAUAAUCAGCCGGGGACCGUGGACAAAAAGACGGUGGAGAAAUGUUGGAAACUUAUGGACAAGGUGGUCCGGCAUUGCCAGAACCCCAAGCUGGCGCUGAAGAACAGCCCUCCCUACAUCCUGGACCUGCUGCCCGACACCUACCAGCACCUGCGCACCGUCCUGUCCCGAUACGAGGGCAAGAUGGAGACGCUGGGCGAGAACGAGUACUUCCGCGUCUUCAUGGAGAACCUGACCAAGAAGACCAAGCAGACCAUCAGCCUCUUCAAGGAGGGCAGGGAGCGCAUGUACGAGGAGAACACCCAACCCAGACGCAACCUGACCAAGCUGUCGCUCAUAUUUAGUCACAUGCUGGCCGAGCUGAAAGCCAUCUUCCCCAACGGCCUGUUUCAGGGCGACAACUUCAGGAUCACCAAGGCUGACGCCGCCGAGUUCUGGAGGAAGUCUUUCACAGACAAGACCAUUGUACCAUGGAAAACGUUCCGGCAAGCUCUGCACGAAUUUCACCCUAUCAGCUCUGGCCUAGAGGCCAUGGCUCUCAAGUCCACCAUAGACCUCACCUGCAACGACUACAUCUCCGUGUUCGAGUUUGACAUCUUCACCAGGCUCUUCCAGCCGUGGUCGUCUCUGCUGCGGAACUGGAACAGUCUGGCGGUCACACACCCCGGGUACAUGGCCUUCCUCACCUACGACGAGGUGAAGGCUCGCCUGCACAAAUUCAUCCACAAGCCUGGCAGCUACAUCUUCAGGCUGAGCUGCACGCGGCUGGGCCAGUGGGCCAUCGGCUACGUCACCGCCGACGGGAACAUCCUGCAGACCAUCCCCCACAACAAGCCGCUCUUCCAGGCGCUAAUGCGACGGCUUCCGGAGGGAUUCUACCUGUUCCCUGACGGCCGGACCCAGAACCCGGACCUCACCGGCCUGUGCGAGCCUUCCCCACAGGACCACAUCAAGGUCACGCAGGAGCAAUACGAGCUGUACUGUGAGAUGGGCUCCACGUUCCAGCUGUGUAAGAUCUGCGCCGAGAACGACAAGGACGUGAAGAUCGAACCCUGCGGCCACCUGAUGUGCACUUCCUGCCUCACUGCCUGGCAGGAGUCUGAGGGUCAGGGCUGCCCGUUCUGUCGCUGUGAGAUAAAGGGCACUGAGCCCAUAGUGGUGGACCCCUUCAACCCCAAGGACAACGGCGCAGGCUUCUCCGCGAUCAGCCUGGCCUCGUACGGGUCAGAGGGCGCCCUGUCGCCCUGCUACGACGAGGACGAGGACGACCGGCUGGAGGACCCCCACCUGAUGAUGAGCAAGCUGGCCUGUGCCAAGGUCGAGCGGCCCCCCUCGCCCGUCUCCACGGCGCCCCAGGCCUCCCUGCCCCCCGUGCCCCCCCGCCUCGACCUGCUGCAGCAGAGACCGCCUAACUCCUCCGGGGCCUCCAGCCCAGGGACCACCUCCAAGGCCUCCUCGCUCCACAAAGACAAGCCCCUCCCCCUCCCCCCUGGCUUAUGGGACCUCCCGCCCCCCCCUCCCCCGGACCGGCCCCCUCCGGUGGGUCCCGAGGGCCGCAUCCCCAGGCGGCCCCUCCCCAGGGACCCGCCCCGAGACAAACUGCCCCCCGGUGCCCCUAACCGCUGCGGGGCCGACUGGAACGCCCGGCCCGUGCCCCGUGCCCCGGGGGACCCCCGCGCCUCCCGGGAGCUGUCCAACCGCCACUCCCUCCCCCUGGCGCCCCCGCCCGCCCCGGAGAGGCGCGCCGACUCUCUGAGGCCCAGCAGCUCCCUGGGGCUGGAGCACCAGCUGAGUUUUGGCAGCAAUGGCUCGGAGUACGACAUCCCCAAAGUGAAGCCCUCAAACUCGGCCAACGCCAUCUACGCCAUGGCAACCAGCAGGCCGUUCCCGACCCUGACUCCGCUGAUGGGCGAGGAGGCGGAGACUGAGGAGGACACGGACUACAUGAGCCCCUCGUCCCGGCCUAUCGGCACGGGCCCCGCCCCGCCCAGCUCACGGGUGCUGUUGAAUGACUUGGUUGCUGAGGCACCACAGAUGUAUGAAGCCAUGUCCAACAUCCAGGCUCAUUCAGCGUCUGCUCAAGACUCAGAUUACUCAGACCUCCCGCCCACCGCCAGCACCAACGGCCCCCGGGAGCCCCCCAGCGAGGAGGAUGACGACAACGGCUACGACUUCCCCCGGCCCCCGCUGCCCGCAACGCUCACCCGCCGCACCAUGUCCGACAUCACCCCCAGCUCCUCCAACUUCAGCCGCUUCUCCAUCGAUGAGCCCAUCUCAGCUGCCUGUACCGUUUUUCAUCGGGCCCGGUCCCCGAGCGCCCCCCCCAAACCGCUGCCCCGCAGGAUCAACUCGGAGCGGCGGCCCAGCCCCGUGCCCCCGGGGGCCACGCCCGGAGGCGGGGCCGGCCCCCAGGUCUCGGGUGAGAUCGAGCAUCUCAUGAGCCAGGGCUACUCCUACCAGGACAUCCAGAAGGCCCUGAUGAUCGCGCAGAACAACAUGGAGAUGGCCAAGAACAUCCUGCGCGAGUUCGUCUCCGUCCCCUCCGCGGCACACAUCCUCACAUAGCGCCCUCCCCCUCCCGCCGAUUGGCUGUCUCCUGCAACUCUCGCCGCCUCAUUGGUUGGCCUGUACAAGAGUGUUCCUCCUCAGUGCUAACACACUGAGGGUUACAAUCGCACAUACACACGCAUACACUCUCUCUCUUCCAUCUCUCUCUCUCUCUCUCUCUCACACACACACACACACACACACACACACACACACAGGGGACAGUCAGGUAGCAGAAACGCAUCGCCUGAUUUGUGUAAUAUUGUCAUGACAUACCACCCCCGUCUGUAAGCCUAAAGCUUCUCAUUCAUGUCUAUACACACAUGCAGACACACACUCAUAGUAUGGUGCAAAGGUCUUAGGCACGUGUAUAAAAAAAGAAUCUGUAAAGCGAAGAUGCUUUCAAAAGGAACGUUUCUAAUUAUCAAAAAACUAAAUGUUUACACAUUUAAAAUAUGCCCCUUUCUAAUGACACAGAUAUAAUGCCCAAAACAAAAAAUUAAACAUCUAAGACUUUACAUUUAAAAAGAUGGAGGGUGCCUAAGGCUUUUGCGCAGUACUGCAGAUGCACACGGCAUGAAUGUCCCCCUAUAGCACCUGCUCUAAUGCUGCGGUGGUGACACACUCGUGUGGUUCAGUAUUGUGACCGGGCCCCGUUCUGCCCUCAGCAGGGGUCUGUCCGUGGCGAGGGACAUUUUGGAUAGGGCAGGUCCCCCAGCAGGCUCUGUGAUUGGCUGUUUCAGGUCACCUGUGCUCUGUUCUACCGGAGCUAAUCCCUGUCUCCGGCCUGGCCUUUGGUCCGGGUUUCUCUUCCCGCUGAUUCAGGCGAUACUUUUCCGCCGUGCCCUGUGGAGCUGUGUCUUUGAAGCUUUUUGUAGGACGCUCGGGGCCGUUUAAAUUCACUGCUGUCGUUGAUUUUUUUCUACUAUGGAAGUUCUGCAGAAUUUGGCUGUUAAGAGUAUGGAACGACUGUACAAUCCUGGGAUGCCAUCGUUGACUUCACUUUAUCGGAUUUUAAGGAAGGACAAAUUAUGGUAGUAGACAUUCAGAUUCAGAUAAAACUUGCCCAUAUUCUGAAACCGUACGAGUCGCUAAUCGUGUGUUUGUUGCGUGGUAAGGGAGCGUGUGUGUUUUAAUGUGUACUGGCACCUUCCCUUGAGGUGGGCGCAGGGGAAACCGCGGCCGUCUCUGAUUGGCUCGUGGUCUUAUCCCUCAUCCUUUCCUGAGGAAUAUGUACUUUUAAAGAAAAAUGCUGUGUGGUGGCUUUUUAAUUCAGUAUUUCGGAGCUGUGGUUUUCUCCUCCGUGUUGGGCGGCGGGCGGAGAGGCUACUAAUAUCAGAUGACGUGAAAAUGGCAGAACUAAUAUAUUAACAGACCCCUACCUGGACCGUACUGCAGCCGUACCUGCUGUUCGAAAACGGCACGGCUGUGCGAGACGUCUCGAGGCGUGUUCCGUGUACAUCCUGUCGUUUAGCUUUAACCCUUUACUAAUGUUAGUUUUAUUAUUAUUUUUGCUCUGUUGUUAUUAAUAAAUCAGAAGUGCUUUACUGCUGCUACUAUGGUUAGUGCUAAACAAAUAAGCCUUAAAUGUACAUUUGUGAAUAGACUGGUGUAAUUAUUGCUCUUUUUAAAGUGACAGUAUCUCUUUAUUUUUUCUUAUUUUAUUUUAUUUUUUCCAAAGCAUACUUGAAGAAAUGUUAAGAGCAUGUGAAUCUAUUUUGCGCCCUUACUUGUGUAUUUAUGUGUACUGGGGAGUGUUGCAUUGGACAGACCUGGAGGUAUCAACUUCUACCACAGCAAGCAAAAAAAAUAGAUUAGUAAAUAAAGAAGGAACUUGUUUGGGGUCGAUAAAGAUUAAAAUAAAUACUGAUUUUGGUCAUUAGGUAGAAGGCAGGGCAGGUGUAGGCACUACCUCAUUAUAUUCAUUGACUGGUUUUAGGGAGAAGCACUGAUGUUUCCCACAUGAAACAGGCUGUUGUUACAGUUACCAUGAAAUGCCUUAGGAUGACCAUAUUCCUUUAAGCCUGGUCUCCAACCCUGUCUCAAGGUCCCGUCCUGUUCCUCUUUAUCAGUUUUAAGUUGGAACGUAAUCAGUUUCGGUCUGAGGAAAGAGCGCAGCCGGAGUGCUUUUUAAGGUCAUGUUUGGAAAUGGUCUCAUGGUGAAUGGAAAGUGUCCUUUAGUAAUACCAAACUGGUCGAGAACCAGCGCCUUCCUACGAAGACAAACGUAGCACAUCCACUUACUUUUACAUACAGUAUGGAUAUUUUGAAUGUGUCAGUAAUUAGCACGUUUCAAAGUAUACAGUAAAAGGCACUUUCAAAUAUAUAGUUUGUCUGCAUGCAUGCAUACAUUGGCGAGUAUUUGAAUGUGGUAAAGUGAUGUUUUUCCUCUGUAUUAUAUUCCCUCCGUAAGGGAGCUAAGUGUUAGGAACAGCACCUCAUUGGAAGUCAGCAACACUCUUGCGUAUGCAUUACUUCAGCUGUCAAUCAUUUUUCUUUUUUUGUUUCCGAUGGUGUGCUUUUGAUUAUUUUCAGAAAUCAAGCGCACUAAAUUCAUGAAAGCAUCUGCUGGGUUCUCUCUCUCGGCAGGGGAACAGAAUGCCAAUUAAAGUAUCUAUUUAUGAAAGCAUUGCUUUCAGUUUUUUUUGUUAAGAUUCAUUCAAAAGCGGUGGGCAUCGUUACCCCCAUCAGGACAACAUUUUUUUUCAUAUUCUUAUUAACAGGAAAGCAUGUUUUUCUUCCAUUUCCUGUUUUCUUUAUUAUUGGCUAAUUUCAGACGCUGACGGAUGUUUCUAUUCCUCUGAAGUCAUCAUUUCCUCCCCACAACCCCUUCGAUUGAAUCUCAGGCCGUUUUUAUUCAGUGGAAAUGUUUGAUCUGUGUGUAUUUAUAGUGUAGGUGUGUGAGACCGGUCCAAGCCCGCUCUCAAUGCUGUGCUCAGCUUUGAGGCUUUCACAUUUUACCGAAUCGUUUCAUAUUUUACCGAAUCGUUUCAUAUUUUACUGAAUCGUUUCGUAAGUUCUUGCCAUCUGUCCCUUUCUUUCUCACCUUUUGUGUAUUUCAGGUGAAAUUUAAGUGGAUUUUUUUUUGACUGCAUGUGACUGGGGGGGGGGGGAGCAUCUUAGAAAUGAGUUGCCGUCAUUACUCCUCUUCACCGUGCUAAUUAUUGUAGAUAAAAAUUUCCAGUUUUGUGUGUGCGUGCGUGCGUUUGUUUGUGUGUGUGUGUGUGUGGGUGUUUGUGCGCUCAGUAUAUCAAAAUGUGCAAAGAUACUGUCACUUUAAAACCAAGUGUGUGAACGUACUGAUAAGUGAAAUGAUGAAAUGGAAAUGUUCAGUUUAUUUUGCCUUUCCUGUUAAUGUCAGAUUUUUAUUUUUUACCAAGGUUUGUGUUUUCUUAUCUGAAUAAUACUGUGAGCAGUGCCAUAAUUUUGUUUAAAGAUAUUUAAGUGCAUGCUUCCUGAAGCAUAGGAGAAUGCUUUUUGCUUCUACAGAAAGUGAGUGAUAAUUGCCUAAUGCUCUAAAUCUUCUCGCAUCUUAAAACAUUGCAUACUUACCAGCUGCGCUCUUGUCUUGUGAGUACAGUAUAUGCCUUAUGUGUCCCCUUCUGUGGGGGAACUAAGAUGGUGGUGUGCAGUUUCACCCACACGUCAUGUGCUUUAGCUCCAGAGUAUGAUAUAGUAAGCUACUUUAUAGCCUGACUUGUGGCCCCGUCUGCUAAGGCAAGCAUAUUAUCGGUUCAUAGAGAAUCAAAUAACGUGCACCCAAAAUGGAAAUGCUUGUCAUGUCUGUCUGGUUACCGACUAACUUAUGAUGGAGGAAGAAAUUCUCUAUUGCCCCCCAAUAUAUACACAUACAUUCAUACAUACUGCGGUGACUGCCGUGACCACAAGAGGGAGCUAUUUCCAAAUGUUGGUAGGCGAUUGGCAACAGCAAGUGCUAUAAUUCAUAUCAGACCAGUUCAAUUAAAAUUAAAAUUAAAAUUGCAGUUGGCAAAUCUGAAUUUUACAGUUAAAUACUGUUGAUUUCUGUUUUGUUUUUUACAGCCGGUAGUUAAACCGGAGGCAAUGCGGUCACUCGGUAUGAAUGUGCAUACGCAUACUUGUGUUCAGAAUGUAGCAUGUUUGCAUAUUGACCUGAAUGACGAAUUUAAGGAAGUUGGUUUUUCUGUCUGUCACAAUUCUUCCCUUUUGUUUCAAAUAUGGAGGAACUAAGUAGCAAAAAGGAACACUUCCUCAAAUGUAAUAUUCUAAGUUAAGGCGACAUUUCAAGGGAACGGAUAUCCAUUUUAAAUUGGUUUUGGAAAUGUAUGAUUAUAACAUGAUGACAAAAAUAAUUUAAUUAAUUGAAAGGAACAGGUGUCGGUGCCAAGCACUGCAACAGAGCUCUCUCUUCCUGUCAUUCCCAGCCUAAUGAAAGUGCAUUUAAAAUUUAAUUUAAAUGUAAUGUUUAAUUCUAAGUUGUAUCUUUCAUAAUCUUAUCUGAAUUUUCCUCCAUUUUUCUAUAUGGCUGAAACCAAGCAAGACUAAUUAGCAGGACUGAAUCUGUAUUAAUAUACAAGUAAUGUAUACCCUGUAGCUAUUGUAUCCGUGUCAUUUUGUAACCAGAUGACGGUUCCAGUAGCUGGUUGUAUACAGGUCGGAUCUUCCUGAUACCGUUUCUGGCAGUCGUGGGAAGGCAUAGCUCGCUAUGGGCCUGCACACAGCGUACUGUAGCAAGCCGGUAUCGCCUGAUUUAUAAGCACUCCUGUGGUCUCUGGUCUCCUUACACCAUUUCAGGAGGGUGCGGUUGGGAGAAUUCCCAUUGCUUUGCCUCAGUUUUUUUGUAAAAAAAAAAAAAAAAAAACAACUUGAAUUUACUUACGAUGGCCAAUGUCAAUUAGUGCCAUGAUUUCCUUUUAUUUAUUUGAAGAAAAAAAGUUAUUUUCUCGGAUUUAGUUUGCGGAGCACGCGACGCCACACCCACCCCACCCCCUCUUCUCGGUAUAGACCUAGAGAGGCGUGGCCGUGUAGGCGUGAUUAGGAAGGGUGUCACCUGAGGUGUGUCCCAAUACUCGGAAAAAAUGCGUCCACCUUUCCUUCUCCACCAAAACUUCCAGAUAGGAGAUGGAGACAAGUGGAUACAUUUUUUUCUAGUAUUGCUACGCACCCCUGGUCAGGUACAGCCGCUACUCAACUCCACGUCCUGUGGGCCGCAGCGUCCACCACCUGAUUUCACAAAUUAUUUAACCUUCUUCGUUUAGAUAAUACGGUAAUUAAUGACAACGGGUGAUGGAGCGCACGGUUGAAGCAAAUUCUUGCAGGCACUGCGGCCCGCAGGACACGGAGUUGAGUAGUGCUGGGUUAGGAUGUGAAGUUUCCCCAGGUACAGACUAGAUCAGACCCUUGUCUGUUCAUACCUGUAUAUAUUUUUUUGUUUUGUUUUCAUUUUGUGUGUUGUAGAUUUCGGUGUGAAGCAAAUGCGACGAAGUUGACCGGCAGCUUUAUGUAGAGAUGUAUGGAUUGGAAGCUGUGUAUGUAACUAAAAUGGUAUCAGUUCAUACAGUUGUAGCCAAACCGACUGCAGGGACAACUUUGACUCAAGGAAAGGAUUGGAGCUUUUUUUAAUGUAGGAGAUGUUUUGCAGUUAUUACAAUUAUUACGAUAAUAAUUACUGUGCUUAAAGUGAAAUUAAUAUCAGUUCUUAUAUCAGUGUUAUAAUCUUUGGGUAUGUAUCCUACAGUGUCCUUGAAUAUUAAAUAAAAUGUGUGGAUUGUUAAAAAUAUGUGGAUACCUAACUUUUUUUAAUCUUACUGCUGCCUGUACAAAGCAGAAAGCGAACUGAAAUAUGAAGUAUAUAAAACCAUUUCCCUUUUCAUAAAGAGUAGCACAAUUUAUUUUUCUUACAUAUUUUUCAUUAUAUUCAUGUCUAGAAAUAACUAAUGUUAUUUAUUAAUUUUUUUAUGCUGUACUCCAAUCCGAGAUGCUUAUUGUUGGUUUUGUUUCUGGAAUUUGCAUCUGCCAUUAAAUAAUUUUUGAAUA